CUAAGACAAAAAUUACAAGACUAUCUAGAGAAUAAAAAAGAACAACUUGAAGAUGCCUUCUCUAUAGAUAAUGGUAUAUUAAGAGCAGCACCAAAGCAAAAAGUUUCACCACAAAAGAGAAAGCAAAAAUUGUAUGGUCCAGGUAGUAAACAAUUAAAACAUUUACAUAAUUUAAAUCGUUGUCCAUCAUGUGGACAUUAUAAAAGAGCACAUACAUUAUGUAUGCAUUGUGUUUCACAAAUUCAAAGGGUUUGGAGAAAAGAUUUACAUGCAACUGAAAAACCAAAAGUUGUUGAACAAGAAUUGGAUGAAUUAGAUAAAAGAAUUUUAUAUCCUGGUAAAGUUGAAUCUGAAUAUUCUAAAAUGUUGAAAAAAAGAAGAGAAUAUGUUGAUAGACGUACUAGAACAUUA
Hansenula anomala is the source of this 411-nucleotide messenger RNA. RefSeq names its product mitochondrial 54S ribosomal protein bL32m (gene MRPL32). Gene Ontology annotation, cellular component: mitochondrial large ribosomal subunit. The record is from RefSeq and is a predicted model, not a curated record. The transcript has a single exon. The annotation marks the transcript as partial. Gene Ontology annotation, molecular function: structural constituent of ribosome. NCBI's taxonomy places the organism in Eukaryota, Fungi, Ascomycota, Saccharomycetes, Phaffomycetales, Wickerhamomycetaceae. Gene Ontology annotation, biological process: translation.